Messenger RNA from Aedes aegypti (yellow fever mosquito), 1831 nucleotides. RefSeq names its product polyserase-2. The transcript has a single exon. Gene Ontology annotation, molecular function: serine-type endopeptidase activity. The coding region runs from base 1 to 1788 and encodes 595 amino acids. The record is from RefSeq and is a predicted model, not a curated record. Gene Ontology annotation, biological process: proteolysis. NCBI's taxonomy places the organism in Eukaryota, Metazoa, Arthropoda, Insecta, Diptera, Culicidae.
AUGCUAUGCAGUACAAUUCAAACCACCGAAGCAUCAGGAGCUUGUUUUGAGAUGUUUCAUAUUAUUGUCGUUAUUUUGUUGAUAGCAUUCACCCAAGGUCAAGAAGUCGAUUUUGAUGACAACACCUGUGGUUUCCAGUUGGCACCUCUGGAAGGUUUGAUUAAAAAUGGUUACAAAUCUCGCCCCGGUGAAUGGCCAUGGCAUGUAGCUCUAUUCCAUCGAACGUUGAGUGGAAAUGAAUUUGAUUACCAAUGUGGCGGAACUUUGGUGCACAAGUACCUUGUACUGACGGCAGCUCAUUGUGUGACGCAGCGCUCGAGUAAGAAACCCUUGGCCCAAGGCGAUAUUCUGGUUAAGGUAGGAAGGUUCGAUAUAUCGGAGCAACAGGAAGAGCAAGGCCGGGAUCACGAGGUGGAGCAGGUUUUGCCACAUCGAGACUACAAACCGUUGUCGUUCGAGAACGAUAUAGCGAUUCUGAAAUUAAAAGUGCCGGUGAUCUUUACACUUCUUGUGCAACCGAUCUGUCUCUGGAAACGAGAUGACGGGAUUAUUCUGCCUAAUGUAUACAGAAUGCCUGGAACCGUUGUAGGAUGGGGACUAACGGAGAAUAAUACGGUCGCUUCAACGCUCAAUCAAGCUCAAAUGCCGGUGGUGUCUAUUCACGAAUGCUUGGAAAGUGAUCGAAACUUUUUCGGGCGUUUGCUGAAUGCGAAAUCCUUUUGCGCGGGGUUCAAGAACGGAACUGGAGCUUGCAAUGGGGACAGCGGAGGAGGAAUGUAUUUCCGGCACCAACGCCAGUGGUAUCUUCGGGGUUUGGUGUCGUUUAGCAACAUUAUUGAUACGAGAAAAAUAUGUAACUUAAAGCAAUACAUUGGAUUUACCGAUGUGGCUCAGUAUUUGGAAUGGAUCUACGAGACUGCACCAAUCAACGCCAAUGACGAUCCGAUAUUGGGACAUCCGAAUAUACGAUUGAUCAAUCAAGGAAAGUGUGGGGAAAAUGAGUACACUUCUGAGUUCCCCGAAGAAAGCAAGGCCAUUAUCCGACAAUAUUUGUGGAUGGCAGCCUUGCGGCAUCCGUUUCAAAACCAUGAACACGUUCCGUGUAACGGAGUGCUGAUCAACAAGAACUACGUAUUGACUACUGACUGCGUUGACUACUUGAUAACACAUUGCAUAUUUUGUUUCAGUGAUGAAAUCUCGGUCACAUUGGGUGAUUACAACACGGGUGAAGUUCAAGAUUGUGCUUCACGAAUCGACAACCAAGGCUACUGUUUGCCUCCUGUACAGACGACAUCCAUUGCUGAAUUCUUCCGGAAAGACCGGCUUAUUCUUGCGAGACUAUCCACCCCAGCCAUCAUCGGUAGGCGUGAUCAUAUCCAGGCUAUUUGCCUUCCCGUUACUCCGGAACAGCGAGAUCGCGUCCAUCCACAGUACGUCCUGACUGGUUGGAAGGAAUCAGGAACAGAUUCCAAGCUGCUACAACGCGCCGUAGUUGAUUUGAUACAACUAAACGAGUGCCGUCAGGAGAUGGCCAAUGUGUCUUAUGCCAGUGCGGAGGAAAAGAACGUAACCAAAUCGAUCAUUUGCGUUCGAAACGUGGCAAAUCCCACGAAAAGUCCUCAGUGUGAGGACUACCAACCGGGAACAGUGCUUCAGACCGUUGAAAAACAAUCCAAUCGAUAUUUCUUGUACGGAGUUCAAAUUGGAAUCUCGUACUGCACACAACCGGAAAGGUUUAUCGCCAUCGCGGAAUAUAUGGAGUGGAUUUUGGACAAUAUUAGACCAUGAAAUAAAAUGCGAAAACGGUGCUCCAUUUACCGUUACACUUCAA